This is a messenger RNA of Neurospora tetrasperma FGSC 2508, 1830 nucleotides long. RefSeq lists its product as uncharacterized. The record is from RefSeq and is a predicted model, not a curated record. Lineage: Eukaryota; Fungi; Ascomycota; Sordariomycetes; Sordariales; Sordariaceae. Bases 158 to 1801 code for a protein of 547 amino acids. The transcript has a single exon.
UCGUCUGGUCCCUGGACAAUAUUUUCUCACUUGUACUCCCUUUGAUGAAACUUUUCACAUCGCCGAGUCCUAUUGCUUGACUCCUUCGACUCGAUCUAUCCGCUAGGAUUCGAGAGCUGAAAUAUUUCACUGCCACGCCAGCCAGAGUAUCACCAACAUGGCUGACUCGAUACACAACGAGUCUACUUCCACAGCUCCAUCACCAGACCAAAUGUAUUGCCACGCCUGCCAUCACCAGUGGCAGCGCCAGGGCGAAACCCUCGAGUGCCCUGCCUGCAACAACGCAACCACGGAAAUUGUCAGCAACCAGACCUCGCCAACAACUCUGGAUACCAGGACAACGCUACUAACCCAGGAUCGCCAGAUCACGCCUGAGAAUGACCCGCGCCAUUUCCACCGCCGGCCCUUGCCUGCUACCGUAGAAGACGCGCCUGCAGAGGACGAGCCUCAACCUGACUAUUCUGCUGCUGCCACCGAGACCGAGUCUCAACAGCCCACAGAGGUUACAACCUCCAACACAGAGACCCCAAAUGCCAACGAGAGCAACGACCAUAAUGAUGCGAGACCACAGACCGAAGCCAACGGCACAUCAACAACCAGCGGAAACAUUCGGACUUCGGAUGAGACCAACACCCGAGGCACUCAGGAGCAGACCAGCAAUGCUUCCAACACCGAAGCCCCUCGAUCUGGAUCCCGCUCUACCAACACCCAGCACUUCGAUAUCCGCUUCAUCUUCCCUCCUGUGACCUUCUUCACCACCGUCAUUUCCGAGCCUCUCACCCCACGAUCUCAACAGCAACCAGCUGGCUCACAGCCAAAUGGCCAGGCGCAAUCUACCGAGCAAUCGAAUGAGCAGCCUAAUAACCAGCAAUCUAACGCUUCGAACACAUCUGCUAAUGGUCCCACUCCUAACGGCUCUACCGCUUCUGGUCCGUCCCCCAUUACCUUCUUUGGAUUGCACUUCUUUACGCCUAGGCCUCCUCAUGCCCACACUGCUCCGGCAUCCAAUGCUUCGAGCAACACCACCCAGACCGAAGGCACUGCGCAGCAACAGUCACAAUUCAAUGGCGAACAAGCACAAGCCUCCGAGCAAGAACAGCCACAAUCCAGUAGCGAACAACCACAAGCCUCCCAGCAGCAACAGCCCCAGCAAGGUCCCCAGCCAGCCACCCAAGGCCAAUCAUCCGCCUUUGGAUCUGGUCCCGUACCAGCUGGUCUCAUGAACGCCAUCUUGUCCGCCAUGUUCAGCCCUCUCAGUCCUCUUGUUCUCGGCAACCUCAACUUUGUUAACGACGGCGUUUACUCGCAAGAGGCCUUUGACCGCAUCAUCACCCAGCUGCGCGAGCAGCACGCCGCGCAGAACCCAGGCGGCGCCCCUCCGGCCUCUCAAGCCGCCAUUGAGAAGCUCCGAGUUAAGGACAUUGACGAGCAAAUGCUCCAGGGCUGCCAGGACAACAAGACCAAAUGCGUCAUCUGCGUCGACGAAAUGACGCUCGGCGACAAGGCUACCCUCCUUCCCUGCAACCACUUCUUCCACGGCGAGUGCGUGACGCCCUGGCUCAAGGUGCAUAACACUUGCCCUGUCUGCCGACGGUCCGUCGAGGUCGAAGAGGCGCCCGAGAGCAAGAAGCGCAAGAAUGUGGCGGAGCAUGAGCCCACGGGCAGGGACGGCCAUGGCAUUGACGAGGCGGAGGAUGAGGACGAACAGCAGAGCGCCGAAGUGGCUGCGGCGAUUCCGGAAAGGCAAAGGAGGCCAUAUGGACCCGAGAGGCUGCGUGGUGAAGGUACGGAUUGUGCUUGAAGUGAAUUCUAUAUGUGAUGUGAUUUGAG